Molecule: messenger RNA, 1864 nt
Organism: Ipomoea nil (Japanese morning glory)
Lineage: Eukaryota; Viridiplantae; Streptophyta; Magnoliopsida; Solanales; Convolvulaceae
Product: L-ascorbate oxidase-like
Exons: 5
Coding region: 103-1812 (569 amino acids)
Cellular component (GO): extracellular region
Molecular function (GO): oxidoreductase activity; copper ion binding
Source: RefSeq, a predicted model, not a curated record
CAGAUCAACCAAUUCUCCAAUACAUACACUUUUUAUUCUUUUAUAAAACUAUUCUUUCAUUGAUAUAAUUUAAUCACUUUAAUUUGUUGUUUGGGCACCAAGAUGAUGACAAUAAGGUUUGUGCGUGUUUGCUUAGUCCUCUUAGCCGCCUUUGCUUCCGCGAAUUCAGUAGACGCUAAAGUUCGGCAUUACAAAUGGGAUGUAAAGUACGAGUUGAAGUCGCCGGAUUGCUACAAGAAGCUGGCUAUUACCAUCAACGGCAAAUCUCCGGGACCCACCAUCGUGGCUCAACAAGGUGACACCGUUGUGGUGGAGGUCAAGAACAGCUUGUUAACUGAAAAUCUCGCCAUCCAUUGGCAUGGCAUCAGACAGAUAGGAACUCCAUGGGCUGAUGGCACAGAGGGGGUGACCCAAUGCCCAGUUGUGGCAGGAGACACUCACGUUUACAAAUUUGUUGUCGACAGACCGGGAACAUACCUCUACCAUGCUCACUAUGGAAUGCAAAGACAAGCAGGGCUACAAGGAAUGAUCCGAGUUUAUGCCGAUUCCGAACCAUUUGAGUACGACUAUGACCGCAGUAUUCUCCUCACAGAUUGGUACCACAAGACCACUUAUGAACAAGCUACUGGCCUUGCCCUUCCUGCACCUAACUUCACCUGGGUUGGAGAGCCUCAGUCACUUUUGAUACACGGAAGAGGAAAAUUCAAUUGUAGCAGUGCAAGCAGCGAUGCCGCCGUCUGUGAAGCCACAAAUCCGCAGUGUUCGCCGUAUUCCAUGACCGUUGUCCCCGGCAAGGUUUACCGCCUUAGGAUUGGAAGCUUAACCGCCCUUUCGGCUUUAAGUUUUGAAAUAGAGGGUCAUAACAUGACGUUGGUGGAGGCUGACGGCCAUUAUGUUGAUCCAUUUGUUGUGAAAAAUCUGUUUAUUUAUUCUGGGGAGACAUAUUCUGUACUGGUCAAAGCUGACCAAGACCCUUCAAGGAACUAUUGGAUAAGUUCAAAAAUUGUGAGUAGACCCAGCAACACCUCUAAUGGAUUGGGCAUAUUCAAUUACUACCCAAACCAUCCUAAGAGAAAUCCCCCAACCACUCCACCUGCGGGGCCGCACUGGAACGACACCGAGCCCAGGGUAAAGCAGAGCCUGGCGGUGAAGGCCCACCCGCGUUUCGUCCACGCGCCGCCGAGAACCUCCGACCGUGUCAUCGUCAUGCUCAACACACAAAACCAAAUCAAUGGGGUUAGAAGAUGGUCUGUUAAUAAUGUCUCCUUCAACUUACCCCACACCCCUUAUCUCAUCGCCCUCAAGCACAAACUCUUGCACGCUUUCGACCAGACACCCCCGCCGGAGGACUACGACCACCGAACCUACGACAUCUUUUCCGUCCAAAACAACACUAACGCCGUGGCCAGCAACUCCAUUUACAGGCUCAAGUUCAACUCCACAGUGGACAUAAUUCUGCAAAACGCCAACACCAUGAACCCUAACAACAGUGAGACCCAUCCUUGGCAUUUGCACGGCCACGAUUUCUGGGUGUUGGGGUACGGGUCCGACAAGUUCAACCGGUCCAGUGACCCCAAAAACUACAAUCUUGAGAACCCGAUCAUGAAGAACACAGUCCCGGUUCAUCCCUACGGCUGGACUGCUUUGCGGUUCCGGGCAGAUAACCCUGGGGUUUGGGCAUUCCAUUGCCAUAUAGAGUCGCAUUUCUUUAUGGGAAUGGGUGUCGUUUUCGAGGAAGGAAUUGAGAAGGUGGGGAAAUUGCCUUCUUCGAUUAUGGGAUGUGGUGACAGCAAAGGCUUCGGACGACCCUAGGCCAUAACAUAGGACAUAGACAGAUACACUUACAUUAUAUUCUUUUAUGAAU